AUGGGUACCGAGCCCCAGAACUUCUCCAGCAUCUUGGCCAGCCAGGUUAGUGCCAUCUCGCCCAGCCGCCAGUGGGCCCCAAAGAAGAAGAGGGCCUUCAAGAACGUCGACCUCAUUCCCAGGAUCGACAAACCUAUCAUGUCAUCGCCGACAGCAAAGCGAGAUCACAAGACGGCCCAGUCCGAGGACGGGCGGCCCUGGGACCACGCCAGCCUUCGAACCAGUCACUUGGACAAGAAGCCAUUCAAAACCAACCAAGAUGACAUCGGCGACGAGACGCUGAAGGAGGACUUUGAAGGGUCGACAAUGGUUGAGGACGGCGAGGUCAAAGAGGACGAUGGGUCGCACGAGGACCCUCAGAUGAAGUCGUCGAGAGGGUCGGCCUAG
Messenger RNA from Pyricularia pennisetigena, 387 nucleotides. RefSeq lists its product as uncharacterized. The coding region runs from base 1 to 387 and encodes 128 amino acids. The transcript has a single exon. Lineage: Eukaryota; Fungi; Ascomycota; Sordariomycetes; Magnaporthales; Pyriculariaceae. The record is from RefSeq and is a predicted model, not a curated record.